Molecule: messenger RNA, 701 nt
Organism: Chanos chanos (milkfish)
Lineage: Eukaryota; Metazoa; Chordata; Actinopteri; Gonorynchiformes; Chanidae
Gene: nme6
Product: NME/NM23 nucleoside diphosphate kinase 6
Exons: 6
Coding region: 101-643 (180 amino acids)
Biological process (GO): GTP biosynthetic process; CTP biosynthetic process; negative regulation of mitotic nuclear division
Cellular component (GO): mitochondrion
Molecular function (GO): nucleoside diphosphate kinase activity
Source: RefSeq, a predicted model, not a curated record
CCUUACAUGACAAUUCACUACGGCUAAACUGAAUUGACUGUACAUCUGAACGUUACAAGGCAGUUUACACUUCUCAAUUUUAAGUUCUCUGUUUUCAGAAAUGGUCCGUCCGACAUUGCACUGUGCUAAGGCUCUGCAGCUCACCCUUGCUGUUAUCAAGCCAGAUGCUGUCGCUCAUCCCUUGAUAAUGAAGGCUCUUCAUCAGAGAAUCUUGGAGAGCAACUUUAUCAUUGUAAGGAGAAAAGAUCUUAAAUGGAGAAGACAAGAUUCUGAAAGGUUCUACGCAGAGCAUUCAGGACGAUUCUUCUACCAAAGGCUGGUUGAAUUCAUGUCAAGCGGGCCAAUGAGAGCUUACAUCCUUGCCAGAGAAGAUGCCAUUGCACAUUGGCGCGAGUUGAUGGGUCCAACCAAAGUGUACCGAGCACGCUACACCUCACCAGACACGAUCAGGGCACAGUAUGGACUCACAGACACCAGGAACACCACCCAUGGAUCAGAUUCAGUGGAGUCUGCCCACCGUGAAAUUGCCUUUUUCUUCCCAGAGUUCCAGAUAGAGGACUGGAUGAAGAAGGAGGAGCCAUGUUUUAGGACAGGGCAGAUUUGGUACGAUGAACAAGGGCAAAUCCAUACCUUAUUUGAAUAGAGCAGAGCUGACCAAUAAAUGGCUUUCUCUAAAGACUUACUAAGGGGCAUUUCAUGGU